AUCAUUAAAGCUGUGAUUUUACCUGUGCUUUUAUUAAUCAGUUCUGUUUUUAUUCCCCCUCAAAGGAGUAUUUUAGACCUGGAGCGGAUGCUUUUUUACUUCCUGUGGGGAAGCAAGUGGGAGAGGCUGAGGAGGGAGGUGGUAAAGAGGCCCAGGUCCAAGGGGGGGAAAGGCUUGCCUGACCUCUACUUAUUCCUGGGCAGCCGCUACACAGCGUUACCUCUGACUCUUGCCACCUCCCCAGUCAACAACAAGACUCAGGCCCUCGCACGGUUCUGGCUGGGAUCUUACCUCAGGACUCUGAGGCUGAUCCCAGUCGACCUGCGAGCCCCAGUCUCUUUACUGCUACCCACGCACUACGUCCAGCUCCAGAAGUUUUUAAGACAUUUUAAACUGGAAAAAGAAACAGUCACGGUCUUAACUAAACACCGCUCUCUCCUCUCUCUUGUGCAAGAUCGGGAACCAGUGUGUCCAGUGCGCGCUAUAGGCGAGCCCACAACGGUUUGGCGCAACGUGGCCCAUCCUGCUCUCCUGAAUCGGCAUCGGGACCUGUCCUGGAUGGUCGCCCACGAGAUCCUCCCGGUGAUGGCCGUUAUGCACUCACGGGGCAUGGCGAGGACAUCCGCGUGCCCCCGACCAGGCUGCGGCCAAGAAGAGUCGGUGAGGCACAUGCUCUGGGAGGGCAGAGCUGCCAGGGACCUGUGGAAGGAAGCAGGCCCCCUGAUCACCCCGUGUCUGCCAGCAGGGGAGGACCUAACACCUCAGCUCGUGCUGUAUGGGGUGGGCCGAAGGCCUAUUCCAUCGAAGGCCUUCACCAAGUACUGGCCACCCUCACGUGCUUGAAGGAAGCACUGUGGUCCUCCCGCAACCUGCUGGUAGGGAAAAGCGUAGAGACCACCCCCCAGGCAGUGGCCAUGGUAGCCACGGAAGCCCUGGGGUGGUACGGAAGGAAG
Molecule: messenger RNA, 953 nt
Organism: Oncorhynchus tshawytscha (Chinook salmon)
Lineage: Eukaryota; Metazoa; Chordata; Actinopteri; Salmoniformes; Salmonidae
Exons: 1
Coding region: 88-843 (251 amino acids)
Source: RefSeq, a predicted model, not a curated record